AUGGCCUCCAUGCUGUCCAAUCAAAUUAAGUGCGCUAUAUGUUUUGAGGACUUUAAAAAUCCGGUGAGCCUGCCAUGCGACCACACUUACUGCAAGCAGUGUGUUACGGCUUACAUCCGUAGGACUGGUCCUGGGCUGUGCCUGUGUCCAGAAUGCCGGGGUCCAUUUCAGAGGGAAGACCUGAGAGACUGCCGACUUCUGGCAAACAUCACCCGUGCUGCGAGAGACACCCUGGAGGCCGGUCGACCCCAGAGGAGCUCUGACAGACGGACGAGGGAGGAGGCCACAGGAGUGGUCGACGCGCUGCUCUGUCCCGAACACCAGGAGAAACUCAAGCUCUUCUGCAUGACUGAUGAGAAGCUGGUGUGCAUCGUCUGCAGGGACAGCGACAGGCACCAACGGCACCAUUUCACACCUGUGACUGAGGCUGCCGUCAUCUACAAGGAAGAACUGAAGGCAUCUUUGGACUUUGUGUAUACAGAGAGGAAUGAAUUGUGUGACCUAAAGCUGAAACAGACAGACGAGAUCAGGAAAACGAAGGAUAAGUCAAAAGGACAACAUGACCAGAUCACAGCCCAGUUUGCGAUGAUAUACGAGUUCCUUCGGCAGCGGGAGAGGGUGGCGAGGGAGCAGGUGGACAGGCAGGAGCGGAGUGCCCUGGAACCCUUGCAGAGGAGUGAGGCCGCCAUCGCUGGGAGGCUGAGGGAGACCGAGAGGCUGGAGGAGAGCCUGGAGUCUGGCCUGGACAAGGCCAAUCCCGAUGCUUUUCUGCAGGUAUGGAGUUCUCUCCUCAGCUGGAAGUGGUCAUCUGUGGUCAUCAGAGGUUACUGUGAAGAUCUGUCAAGCAUGUAUAAGUCCAGGACUGCUGGUCUCAAGGUUCUGCUUGAUCGCUUCACCCUUGGGCCUUAUGAAUCCUACACACCCAUCUUCAUCUGGAGGGAGAUGCUCAGGUGCUUGACGCAAGCUCUGGACGUCUUCGUCAGAGUUUACCCCAACAUGAACCUAUUCCUCAGUUGCAACGCUGGGCAGCAGGCCAUUAGCCAGGCUGUGUUCACCAGGCCAAAGAAGCUGGAUGGGGGCUACUGGGAGGACUGCAUGGAGAGCCUGCAAACUGGCCAGCGCUACUGGGAAGUGGACGUGGGCCAGGAGGCCAACUGGCAGUUGGGCCUGAGAGUGAAAGCCCAUCCACAAUGCAGAGCAACGUCUACUUGGGGAGAGGUGUGGUCAGAGGUGUGGUCAUCGUUGGUGUCGGCCCCCAAACCAAGGGAGGUGGCUCUGCUUCUGAAGAACAAUGUCGUAUUUGUGCUCCGGGAGACUGGGGAAGAAGUGCAGGUGGACCUGCCUGACAGGCCCUGGAGGAUCGGCGUGUACCUGGAUUGCGACAGACGACAAGUCACGUUCUGCAAUGUUGACAACACAUCAGUCAUUUAUACUGUCUGGUGUAGUCCUUGA
Alosa alosa (allis shad) is the source of this 1452-nucleotide messenger RNA. Its product is annotated as zinc-binding protein A33-like. The transcript has 5 exons. Lineage: Eukaryota; Metazoa; Chordata; Actinopteri; Clupeiformes; Clupeidae. The coding region runs from base 1 to 1452 and encodes 483 amino acids. The record is from RefSeq and is a predicted model, not a curated record. Gene Ontology annotation, molecular function: zinc ion binding.